Messenger RNA from Actinia tenebrosa (Australian red waratah sea anemone), 2855 nucleotides. RefSeq lists its product as uncharacterized. The record is from RefSeq and is a predicted model, not a curated record. Lineage: Eukaryota; Metazoa; Cnidaria; Anthozoa; Actiniaria; Actiniidae. Gene Ontology annotation, molecular function: protein binding.
UACGACAAGAAGAAGUUUGUGGAAAGGUUCUGCUUGUUUUAGGCAUCAGAAUGGAAAUGUUUGCUAAACUUUUUGGCAGUGACAUAAUGACCAUCCAUAAUCCUGUGUAUCCAUUAAAGUUUGAACGUUUUGGUCUGGGAGAUCCAAAGAAAGACCCCGAAUUUUGCUCGCACGUGGAAAAUCUUGUGUGUGCUGGUAAUCCAGUGUCAUCCGAAAUGAGCGCCGCAUCCAGCUCUUAUUGCAGCAAAAGAAUUUUUAAAGCAGAAGAAAAGGCAAGGAUGGCGUAUUCCAGCGAGGACCCUGUAAAAGUAGCGAAAGACGCCUUGUCUAUUUCUCCUUAUUGCCCCGAAGCUUACAACGUAAUGGCUGCGUGUGGCUCGGACACCUAUGAAGAAGCACUCGAUUAUUACAACAAAGCAGUUGAAGUUGCUCCAAAAGUCAGCCCAGAAUUUGAUUCUGAGAUUGGUGAAGGUAAAUGCUGGAGUUACAACCACCUUCGAAGCUACUUUCGAGCUGUUCAUGGUCAAGCUAACACGCUACGCAAGAUGAACCGGAAUAAGGAGGCUUUGGAAAAAUAUCUUCUUCUUGAAAAACUGGACAGUAACUUUUAUAGCUGGUCAUCCUUUGCUAACUGGAGAUACCAUGUGCUGGAAGUCUACAUGAAACUAGGUGACGAUAAGGGAGCUCUUAAAUUUGCUUCCAAGAAAUCUAAUGAACAAGCAUUUGCUUUAGCCUCAUCAGCCACUGCUUGGCUUUGGAGCCUUGCUUUGCUAGAAUAUAGGUAUAAACACCAUAGAGGAUUUGCUAGUGAUUAUUAUGAAAACUUGGAGCAAAUGUCACCUUCAACACCUCCAAUUGGUGCUAUAAUGAGAGCAGCCCAAGCAUCACGCCAUGUUAUCAGCUUCCUUACUGGAGAGAGAGAGUUAACCAAUAUUAGCAUUCCCCACAUGAUGAAAUCUGAGAACUCCCUGAGUAAUGCUGCUGUGUAUUGCAUGUCAAACCUAGAGCUUUGGAAGAGUACUCCUGGGGCAAUUGAGUGGGCUGCAACCAAUUGCCGCACACACUACUGUCUUCUCAUGCUCAGGAAAGAAAAGGAAAUACUAGGCUUUCUAAAGCUGGAAUCCACUUUAGACAAUUUUAGAAAAAUGGUCAACAAAGGAGUUUUCCUGGAAGCUUCCCUACCAGGAUUUGGGGGACGACUUGUGAGUGAGGCUGUCAAAGCAGAUUCCUCAAGUUAUCUGGAAGUUUUGCUGAAAGCUGGUGCUAAAGUUGUACCUGAUUUGUAUGGUAAUAUGCCUCAACCUCUUCAUAUUGCCUGCUAUUAUGAUCAUCAUCCAGACAUCAUAAAGAAGCUCUGCAAAUAUGGUGCAGAUUCAAGUUGUAAGUAUGGUUUACAUUAUAGCCCAAUAGAAAUGGCAGCAGAACAGGGAGCUGUGGGAGCACUGAAGACAGCAAUCAGUUGUUUACCAGAAAAUUCAUCCAGAAGCAAGAAUGGGAUAAUGGAUGAUAUCCUCUUUGUUUUGUUCAACACAUCUUGUUAUGAUUGUAUCAAUGGAAAGGGACCCAAAUGCCAGCGCUGUUUACAUGAUUCCCAGCCACACCCAAAAAAUGCUUCUUUUACUGGAUGUGUUGAUGUGGUCCUUAAUGCUGGAUAUGUUCCUACAAAGAGGAUCCUAAUUCGUCUCCAUCAAAUGCACAGUUUCAAGCCAGAGCUAUUUCAAUACAUCCUCCAAUCUGCUAUCAAAUUGUCUCCGUCGUUAAAGACCUUCUUACAUAUCGAUACAGAGCAAGCUUGGGAAAAUAUGUGCAGUUCUUGUGCUGAAGGGAACAUCAAGACAAUGAUGUGUUCAGGCUGUCGUAAUAUCCGCUACUGUUCCAGAAAGUGUCAAAAGGCUGACUGGAAGAAUCACAAGAAAAUGUGUUUUCCCUGAAAGGACCGAUCUGUCCAAGACUAUAGGAAGGCAGAGUCCAGUUUGACAAUUAAUUUUUGCAUCAUGUUAUUAUUUAGUUCAAAAACACCUUGGUAUAUUAUAUAUUAUUAUAUAUUUUAUAUUCAGACAAGAAAUUGUUUUACAAAACAGAGAAAUGUUUGCUUUCUCUUAUUUAGCAAUAGUCAUACGUAUUUGUUAAACAAUCUCAUUACCAAUAUUAACAUGUUGAAUUAGAUAAUGAGAGCAUCACAGGAAGAAGAUGAAAAUAUUGGCAUAGAGAUUGCUUCUACAGAAAAAGGAGAUAUCAGAAUAGAAAAUUGUAUUUAAUAUCUGUAAUAGAACCAUCAUCUGUUUGGAAAAGAUGGUCCUCAUCCUAACAUACACCUCAUAAGAAUGCAUGACCCUGGGGAGGGGGACUCCAGGAAAAAAGUACCGGGGAUGUUCGUCGGAAAUUUUCAAAAAGACCCCUAAAGGAUACCGGAAGUCUUAAAAAAGGGCACAGCUGAAUGAUUUUUAACCCCUAAGAGAUACCACAACAAAUAAUAAGUUUGCUCGAGUAGUAAUUAUUCUUCUUACACUAGGUAUCUGGCCUAUAAAAAGUGCCUAGGAUAAGCCAUAUAGAUGCGCGCUUCUCUCCUUUUCCAACACCCUAAGAGAUACCAGAAAAUGCUGAUUUUCAGAAAGAUACCAAACCACGAAUUUUUACCCCUAAGAGAUACAACGAGCGUCCCCGGUACUUCUUUCCUGGAGUCAUCCCCGGGUAAAUGACCAAUGCAAGUGUUUUCUUUAUUCAUUUUUGAUCACUAAUAUUGGAUUAUAAUUGCCCUAUCUUGCUAUGAUGUCACACAGCUUCAAUUAUUAGGUUAAGGGGGAUACAAUAAAAGUUGAUAAUACUAUAAUACAUAAUAAUACAAUAUGUCUGGU